AUGUUGUUUUAUUUAAGUUGAAAUUUACGUAACAUUUUUAAGUUAUUAAAUAUUCUAUAAUAAACUGAUAAAAUUGAAAAAAAAAAUAGAAAAAUAUUAAAAUUAAAAUACCAUACUUCAAGAACAAGAAUUAGAAUAACUUAGCAUUAAUUUCCCAUAACAAGAGAUUAAACCGGAUUCCAUAACACAAGUAAUCGAUCACCUUCAAAUUAAUCUUAUACUCCAAAAAAAUACUUGGGGCAAUAGAAAUAAAUAAAGAGUGAUUUUUAUUAAAGAAGUGGAAAAUUUAGACUGGUGCUCAACUAUAGUUUGCUUGAGUUUAGUUUAAGAUAAUAAGCUUCAAUUUAGUUAUAAAGUUCUAUUAUUAACCUUUUUUUUAUUCAAUAAAACCACAAUCCAUAAAUGAAAUUCAAUUCAUAUCUAAUUUUAGAAUAGAC
This is a messenger RNA of Paramecium sonneborni, 437 nucleotides long. The record is from the annotation of a GenBank genome assembly. NCBI's taxonomy places the organism in Eukaryota, Ciliophora, Oligohymenophorea, Peniculida, Parameciidae.